UAUGUUCAAUUGUCACCGUACGAGUUAAAGCAACAUGGCGGCCGGCAUUGGGGAAGCCAACGUGACUGUAAAACAAGAACCAGGAGAGUUUGUUGAUAUUGAAGCCAAAAUUAUAGAACUUUGCAAUGAAAAUCCUAAAGGAAUCACAGAUGGUGUUAUUUCAGAAUCCAUACCGGGGAUAUCUGUCCAACAACGUGUCAAGGCUAUCAAUCGUUUGCUUUCAACGGGAAAUAUUGAACUUCUAAAAAGUGGUGCUAAAUUGCUAUAUCGAUCCAAGGAUAGUUCUGCUGGGAGCAAAACAAGAGGAUUUGAUGUGGAAGAAAAGUUAAUCUUUCAAAUCAUAGAAAAUGCAGAAAACAAAGGAAUCUGGAUUCGAGACAUACGUUACAAGUGCAACCUCCCUAUGACACAAGUAAACAAAGUGUUGAAAAGUCUUGAAAGUAAAAAGUUGAUUAAAGCAGUGAAUUCUGUGUCUGCGGGUAAGAAGAAGGUGUACAUGCUGUACAAUCUUGAACCAGACGCAUCAGUGACGGGCGGUGCUUGGUACAGCGAUCAAGAUUUUGAAGCAGAAUUUGUUGACAUCUUAAACCAACAAUGCUUCAAGUUUCUCAAUCAAAAGUAUGAACAAGCACAGGAGAUGAAAGUGGAUCCCUUACUCAAACGCAACAGGUCUUAUGCUUCAUCGCAUGAAGUUUGGAAGUAUAUUGCAGAACUUGGAAUUAGCAAGGUGACGCUUUCGAUCCAAGACAUCGAGACUAUCCUCAACACGCUCAUAUAUGACGGCAAAGCAGAAAUGAUUAUUGUGUCCGACUCAUCAGCCGCUUCAUCUGAUGUGGGGAUAGUGCAGAAGAAACUAUUCCGGGCGUUAAAACCAUUGAUCCCGGUACCUGGUUUAAUGAGAGUACCAUGUGGUGUUUGCCCGGUUGUUAAAAACUGUUAUCCGGGGGGCAAAGUUUCACCGCAAACGUGUAUAUAUUUAAAAGAAUGGCUGGAAUAAUAGCCAGUGAAAACUUGGGUUUAAAUGAGUGCACCGGUUCAAGACCAAACGCGUCUGCAGAACAUCCGAUUCGGAUUAAAUGGAACUUUGGAGUCAUGGAGAAUGACUAGAACAGUUACCGAUUCAAGUCAAUAAGAGAAGAAAUAAAACAUUUAAAAGUGCAAUAUUUAUAAAAUAUUUCUUAGAAUUAUAAUUCUGUAAAAAACUAUACACAAAUGCAGUAAAAGACAUAAAUAGCAAAAUAUUGAAAACUA
This is a messenger RNA of Hydractinia symbiolongicarpus, 1251 nucleotides long. Its product is annotated as DNA-directed RNA polymerase III subunit RPC6-like. Gene Ontology annotation, biological process: transcription by RNA polymerase III. Gene Ontology annotation, cellular component: RNA polymerase III complex. The transcript is spliced from 8 exons. Bases 35 to 997 code for a protein of 320 amino acids. The record is from RefSeq and is a predicted model, not a curated record. Lineage: Eukaryota; Metazoa; Cnidaria; Hydrozoa; Anthoathecata; Hydractiniidae.